UAGACAAAAGUUACCAUUUGGGAAUUGAGUUUUCUUCGUAACACCUCAAAGCCUUUACAAUACAAACAAAUCAAAACCCACUAGAUAACAACACCCUACGAAUUUCUCUCAUUCUUAGGUUCAAUUCCUGUAGGAAGAUGAGCCUGAACUGCCUCACUUGCCACACCCUGCAAAGAUCAGACUCGGACAUAGACAUAGUAAGCUUUAACGAUUCAAACAUUAAAGGAAAAAACGUAACGUCAGGAUAUGAAAAGAUGGUAAGGAACCGAACAAUGUUGCCAGCGGUGAGACGGGUCAAAAUGGGACAUCGUAGGCUCUACAGCGCAGACGCCGUGGUCUAUAGGGAUCUUGACGAGCCAAAGCUGGCAAGAAGCAGUGGGCUUAGAAGGGAUUGGAGCUUUGAGGAUCUAAAGAAACAAAGAGAUGAGAUAAAAAUUGGGGAGACAAUAAAGGAAUAAGUAGAUUAUCUCCUUUGUUUCUUCUCAUGUUCUUGUUGUUGUUAACUUAAUUGUACGUUCCUUUCAAACUGUAAGGAUAACCCACCGCCCAAUGUCAAGGUUCAUAUAUGUACAUUCAUUUUCCUAACGAAUAUUCUA
This is a messenger RNA of Brassica oleracea var. oleracea, 596 nucleotides long. RefSeq lists its product as uncharacterized. Lineage: Eukaryota; Viridiplantae; Streptophyta; Magnoliopsida; Brassicales; Brassicaceae. The record is from RefSeq and is a predicted model, not a curated record. Bases 138 to 458 code for a protein of 106 amino acids. The transcript has a single exon.